Molecule: messenger RNA, 579 nt
Organism: Venustampulla echinocandica
Lineage: Eukaryota; Fungi; Ascomycota; Leotiomycetes; Helotiales; Pleuroascaceae
Exons: 1
Coding region: 1-579 (192 amino acids)
Source: RefSeq, a predicted model, not a curated record
AUGCACCCAGACAGGAAGAACGUGCGAUGGCUACAGCGGCCAUUCCCACGCGGCGCUGCUGUCUGUCUACUCAAUCCACUUCAGGACUUUCCUGGCACGGAACUUGAGCACCGAUUCUUGACAUUCUUCCAUCGCCACACCACUCCGAUAAUUUCCGGCAGUUUUGAUUCGGACUUCUGGAGUGUAUUGCUCCCUUGCGUGGGCCAGACCGAACCAACCAUCCAGCAUGCUAUGAUCGCCGUGGGCGCCGUCUACGCACGACUUGAGUCCACAGACAAGCUCCUCCAUGUGUUUGGCAGCCGGGAGGAAAGUCAACGUUACGAGUUGCAGCAAUACAACAAAGCCAUUCGCAACUUGAGAAGACACUUAUCGGCAAAUAGUGUCACCUUGGAGGUGACCUUAUCCGUUUGUGUUCUGCUCAUCUGCUUGGAACUGCUGCAAGGGAGUAUAGAGCACGCAAUCCUUCAUCUCCAAGGAGGGAUGAGCAUCUUAGACGGAUAUCAAACUGCGGGCUCCUUGAGGUCAGAAUCCAUCGCGCACAAACUGGAGAAUAUUUUCUACCGCUUGGGUAUGCAGUGA